Messenger RNA from Penicillium paradoxum, 1194 nucleotides. Its product is annotated as PP2C family serine/threonine-protein phosphatase. Lineage: Eukaryota; Fungi; Ascomycota; Eurotiomycetes; Eurotiales; Aspergillaceae. The record is from RefSeq and is a predicted model, not a curated record. The coding region runs from base 1 to 1194 and encodes 397 amino acids. The transcript is spliced from 2 exons.
AUGGUGACCAAGGCAGCGGCCGUGUCACACUCAUUAUCAUCAUCAUGGACGUCCCUUAGCAAGUGGAUCGCGAACAUAAGCAUAAACCAAGCCCCGGUCAAAAGUGCCCGCCUCCGACUACCGAGCACGGCACGCCCAUAUCAUGCUGCGGUGUGGCCCUGCUACGGCAUCACUACUCCUGUCCCCGAACACCCGCUAGCCUUCCACAAAUCGCCUUUUCGAUUCGAGACCGGCUAUGCUUUAUGUGCUAAACGACCGUCACGACCGUUCCCUCCACCCUUUCUCUCACCACCUUCGCACUCGUUUUCGGAUCCUUUGACGACGCACGGCCUCAACCAGGAUAAAAGAUUAUCCGUCAAGGGCGAGCUAAUCCGCGGCUUGAACAAUGGUGACGAUUCCAUCAUUGUUGCUGAGAACUUCCUGGGCGUCGAUGAUGGUGUAGGCGCCUGGGCUACGAAACCCCGCGGUCAUGCUGCGCUGUGGUCUCGACUCCUUCUACACUUCUGGGCCCUCGAGGUCGAAAAGAAUGUCGAUCAAUGCACGGCGACACUCGACCCGGUCGGCUACCUGCAGUCCGCAUAUGAGGAGACCCUGCGGGCAACCACAUCUCCCACUGAGUGGCUAGGAACGACAACCUCCGCGACCGCAAUCCUCCACUGGACCAAGGAACAGAACGGCACGAAGAAACCUUUGCUGUAUGUCACUAACUUGGGCGAUUGCAAGAUUCUCGUGAUUCGACCAAGCGAGAAGAAAGUUCUCUUCCGCACGGCCGAGCAGUGGCAUUGGUUCGAUUGCCCCAUGCAGCUGGGCACGAACAGCAUCGACACGCCCCGGAAAGACGCAGUGUUAUCCAAAGUUGCCGUGCAGGAAGAUGACAUCAUUCUAGCGCUCUCGGACGGCGUCAUGGAUAAUCUCUGGGAGCACGAGGUCCUGAAACUCAUUCUGGAGAGCAUCGACAAAUGGGAGGAAGCGCGCACCGACCCAAAAUUGCGUGCGCAGCAUCCUCAAUUGUCUGAUGAUCGCAAUGUCUAUGUCGCCCGCGAGCUGCUCAACGCGGCCCUCACUAUUGCCCAGGAUCCUUUUGCAGAGAGUCCUUUCAUGGAGAAGGCAGUGGAUGAGGGACUGGCUAUUGAGGGCGGCAAAAUGGACGAUAUCUCCGUCAUUGUCGCAUCUUGCAAGAAACGUGAUGGAUGA